Molecule: messenger RNA, 1716 nt
Organism: Nothobranchius furzeri (turquoise killifish)
Lineage: Eukaryota; Metazoa; Chordata; Actinopteri; Cyprinodontiformes; Nothobranchiidae
Source: RefSeq, a predicted model, not a curated record
UACCCGGAAGUAAAAAUGGAUUUACCAUGGGUGAGCAGUGCACUGAGCACUACAGAUUAAAACGGGCUUCCAGAUAGUGUUGUGAUUUUACAAUAUUUAAAAUAGUAAAGUAGUGUUUUCUUUUGAGUUUAUUUUUCAUGGAGAAGAAGACUUGUGUUGUGAACACUUUUCUUUCUCAUCGAGGCCUUUCAUGAAGCUCCUUGUUUUGACUGCAGUGAGAGCGGCUAACUACCCUGACUCUGAUUCCAGUUUUUCAUUCUGAACAGGUAGUGGGACUUGUCUGAUGGAGUUGAAGGAGAAGUAAGGAGAACAAGAGGGAAGAGAUGAUUCCUCUCUGCGUAUCAUCAGUUGCUGCUUCAACAUUGCUGAAUAAAAACUGAAGAGAGAGCCUCAUUCAGCAGAGAGUGAAGCUGUUUGUAAAGCACUAGAAAUGGCUUUCUUGGACAAUCCAGCCAUCAUUCUAGCCCACAUCAGACAGUCCCACGUGACCAGCGAUGAUACGGGAAUGUGUGAGAUGGUAUUAAUAGACCAGGAUGUGGAUCUGGAGAAGUGCCAGCUCACUCUGGUGCCUGGCAGCAGCUGUGGAUCUUCUGGUUCAAACUCUCUCAGUGAAAACAGCAGUGGCAUGGUGGACGGUCAUACGUGCGAGCUGUCUCAGUCCAUGGACAUCACCUCCAGCUGGGACUUUGGCAUUCGUCGGCGCUCCAACACAGGUGAGCUCGUGUCCAGGCUCUGGCGUGUUUGUAGGUGUACAGUUCCUCAGAGGUUUGGAGGGGUCUAAUCUGGACUAAUGUGGGUUUGGUUUGUUUUGUUUAAGGAAAUCAUGUUAUCAAAACAUGUUGCUGCUGCUACAAGAAUCAUGAUUGUCGAUGUGAAUUUAAUUGAUUGUUUUGUGGGAUGUGUGGGUGUGAGGCAGGUAGAACCGUGUUUGUGUGUGUGUUCGUGUGCCCUUUGCUUCUUUUCAUUUGAGGCUCCAGAACUGAGACUUGACAUAUCCCCUUAUAAAAUGUACAACACAUUAGCAUUACCACUAUCAUCAUGACGUUUCUGAUUGUUCAGUAUGACAUCACAACCUCCCUGUGUUGGUGAAGGCAACUGGACUUACUUGCUUCUUGAAGGCGUUUUGCUUCUUACCAGAGGAGCUUUGUCAAUUCUGACUGGACUAUGGGAGGGUCAAGCUCAUAGGCCAGUGGUACUCAUUAGGCGGGCUGGGUCUGUGGUUGUAGUUAUAGCCACUGUUCUAUGAGCAUAGCAGUUGACUUUUAUGACCACAGCUACUGUGCUACGGGCAGAGCACCGCACAGCCCCGGUGAACCAGUUUGAAGUACACUAAAGACAUUCAUUAAACAUCAAAUAUGAAGAAAGUUUCAAAUAUGAACACAUUUUGUAGUCAUUGUACUUAUAAACUGCCAAAACAAUCCUUCUCAGUUAAGUGUUAACCUAUCGCAAAACCUUUAAAGUAAAGGAGUCUGUCUGGGCAGUGGGUGCUGUCACAGCAAUUCAUAGCUAUGGCCAUUGACUCUUCUCGUAGCUACAGGAUAGCAGUCACAGCCAUUUGUGGCUACUGGCGCGCCCUCGUGGCUGUGGCUACAAUUGGAGCUCGGCCCUACUGCCUGUGUGGCCAACUGCCAAAGGACCCCAACAGACCUUUUUAUUAAUUUUUUUAUGUUUUGAGUUUGUUUUAUAUUUGAAGUUCAAUAAAUAUUAAGCAAUUAA